Messenger RNA from Zalophus californianus (California sea lion), 2216 nucleotides. It is a transcript of the gene FIBIN, whose product is annotated as fin bud initiation factor homolog. NCBI's taxonomy places the organism in Eukaryota, Metazoa, Chordata, Mammalia, Carnivora, Otariidae. Bases 569 to 1204 code for a protein of 211 amino acids. The transcript has a single exon. The record is from RefSeq and is a predicted model, not a curated record.
UGAGAGGUUUCUUUCCAAACUUGUUCCCUGGCUUCCAAGUGACGAAACCAGCUGUAAUUUGAGAGCGGAGAGAUCCUCAGGAUAUCAUUAGCCAAAGGAAAAGCUCCACAUUCCCACCCAGUCCAGAAGUUGAAAUCGUAUCAGAGGGCAAGAGCCUCUCUCUCCAGCUACAGGCUCCAUCUCUCAGAAGCAAGGGGGAACUCCGACAGUGAGUGGGGCAACCGAACCCUGGAGGAGGGGUUCCCUCUCCUGCCGGUGAUCCAGCCGCCGUCGCCGCCGCCGCCGCCGCCGCCGCCGCCGCCGCCGCGACCAAAGAGCAGGCUGAGUUCCAGCCCCGAGCGCAGGAGCCAGAGCCUGGGUGCAUCCUGCGCUGUGUGGCCGUGCUACCCAGGCGCCGGUGACACAGCCACAUGAAGCCUGCUGGGGAGGGGGGGCCAGGGUGCAGCAAGCCGGCAGGGACUGAAGCUGUCGCCGUCUUGGGGAGGCACUGACUCCCGGGGGGACCCCCUUCUUCGUGCCUGGGCGAACGGUCUUCUCCAGGGGUCCCCGGUCAUCCUGAUUCUCCAGGAUGGUGUUCCUGAAGUUCCUCUGGAUAGGUUUCUUCUGCCGCCUGUGUCAGGGCUACUUUGAUGGCCCUCUCUACCCGGAGAUGUCCAAUGGGACUCUGCAUCACUACUUCGUGCCCGACGGGGACUAUGAAGAGAAUGAUGACCCUGAGAAGUGCCAGUUGCUGUUCAGGGUGAGUGACCACCGGCGCUGCUCCCAGGGGGAGGGGAGCCAGGCCAGCAGUCUGCUGAGCCUCACCCUCCGGGAAGAGUUCACCGUGCUGGGCCGCCAAGUGGAGGAUGCUGGGCGUGUCCUGGAGGGCAUCAGUAAGAGCAUCUCCUACGACCUGGACGGGGAAGAGAGCUAUGGCAAGUACCUGCGGCGGGAGUCCCACCAGAUCGGGGAUGCCUACUCCAACUCGGACAAGUCUCUCACUGAGCUGGAAAGCAAGUUUAAGCAGGGCCAGGAACAGGACAGCAGGCAAGAGAGCAGGCUCAACGAGGACUUCUUGGGGAUGCUGGUCCACACCAGGUCCCUGUUGAAGGAAACGCUUGACAUCUCCGUGGGGCUCAGGGACAAAUACGAGCUGCUCGCCCUCACCAUCAGGAGCCAUGGGACCAGGCUAGGUCGGCUGAAAAAUGAUUAUCUUAAAGUGUAGGGGAAAGGGCACACUGGCAGGGAGAGGGCAUCAAGUCAGCCUGGUUGUGGAGGGUGGGGGCAAAAGACAGGGUUAACAUUUCCCUUAUACUUCUUAUUUUUUGUAUCUGGAUUUGCACUUGGAGAAUGAUCUGAAGUGAACUUUAAAGGAAAUAAGUGAGAAUCGAGUUGUUUCGUUUCUGUACAUUAUUUAUGGGAUUGCUAUUGAUUUGUUACUUGGAAAGAACAACUUAUGGCCAUGCCUCCUGCCUUCCCUAGAGGACUUUAUAACUCUGCAGAGACACCUGUUUCAGCCACGUCUAGAAGGACACAGUUUAUGCAGUAGGGAGCGAUCACAUUUCCCCACCCUGGAGAUUAUGGGAAAAUACUCUGAGAGGAUAGUGCAGAGUUCCCUUUCACCUUCAGCCUUGGCUCUUGGGCUCUGAAAGUUGUCAGUUGUCUGUUUUUCAGAUGAGGUCCCAGGUGCCGCUCAGCCUGCCUGCCAGCCAGCAGAUGGAAGUCGCCAGUUUCUUCUUCUCCUUUUCUCUCUUAUUUAUUAACCAUGGUCUCCAAGGUUUUGUUUUUAGUUUUGGGGGUUUUUUGUUUGUUUUUCAGGUUUUGUUGUUUUUUGUGUGUUUUUUUUUUUUUUUUUGUAAGAGUAUUGCCUAGAAACUACAUGCAAAUCGUCCUUUGCAGGGAGAUGUCCAAGGUGCCUCUGUGAGUGUAAGUUGAAGUGGCCACAUUUAAGAAGUCCAAGCUUUGUGGGGGGUACACACUCAUGUUGCUAAGCUGAUUUGUUGUGUCUCUCAUUGUAUGCCCGUGUCCUCAGAGCUGCAGUCCAUCACAAAAAAAUAGAUAGAUUGAACACAACCCUGAAUGCCGAUGAUGUAGGUUACCAAUGUAUUCGUUCUGGGUUUGGGGGUUUUGCUUCUGUUUGCGUAUUGGAAACUUGUACUUCAAGUAGGGGGGAUUCUAAUUUUAAUAACUCCUUCACUAAGUUUUAUUAUUCAGCCAAUAAAUAUGUUCUCAUAUAA